CCAGGGAUUAGCAGUAAGCAACCUUGCAUCUCGUUCAUUUUAUAGCAUAUUUGAACGAAUAUUUCUUUUUCUUUUAUAGUCUAUGAGUUUAAACAAUAGUAGCCCAUUGCCGAAAUCAUCAUCACUUCCAACCAUCGCGAAUUAUCCUUCAUUAACUCCUCCUUCGAGAUCUGGGACCGCCGAUAUUAGCUCUAACGGCAAUGUCAGUAAUUACAAUUUGCAGGAAACACUCUAUAGAAAGGUUGCAGACAGAUUACAGCAGCAUAAUUUAUCAGUGUCCGGCGAGAUGGAUAAAUUAUUACUUCAAAACCGAUUAUUAAAUGAGGGAGAAUUGAAUAUUGAAAACGAAUAUAGGGCCUUGAGUGACAUUAAGGAACGCUUGCGAUAUAAUAAUUUGAUAUUAGAGACAAGAUCUAAAGAAAUAGAUACAGUGAUCAAACAAGUGAAUAAUACGCCUGAUGUGCAAGUGGAUGAAGCUUUAUGUGGAACAACUGUAGUUGCCAAUCAACUAUAUGAGUUGGUAGGUGAUGACAACGCUAUAUCAGAUACAGUCUACUUUUUGGCUAAGGCUUUAAAUUCUGAAAGAAUCGAUCUAGCUACAUUUAUGAAAUUUACACGUAUGCUAUCUAGGGAACAAUUCAUGAAAAGAGCUUUGAUCAAGAAGAUUACACAGGCUGCUUGAAAAACAAUACAUACGGAAUAAAUAUAAUGAAGACGUAUUUCGAUUUUUGCUUUUUAAUUUGCUUUUUUUUUUUUUUUGGCAACC
Mucor mucedo is the source of this 766-nucleotide messenger RNA. RefSeq names its product Vps23 core domain-containing protein. Gene Ontology annotation, biological process: endosome to lysosome transport. The coding region runs from base 83 to 682 and encodes 199 amino acids. The record is from RefSeq and is a predicted model, not a curated record. Gene Ontology annotation, molecular function: ubiquitin binding. Gene Ontology annotation, cellular component: ESCRT I complex. The transcript has 3 exons. Lineage: Eukaryota; Fungi; Mucoromycota; Mucoromycetes; Mucorales; Mucoraceae.